Molecule: messenger RNA, 1016 nt
Organism: Tachysurus fulvidraco (yellow catfish)
Lineage: Eukaryota; Metazoa; Chordata; Actinopteri; Siluriformes; Bagridae
Gene: tmem107l
Product: transmembrane protein 107 like
Exons: 6
Coding region: 341-763 (140 amino acids)
Biological process (GO): protein localization to ciliary transition zone; non-motile cilium assembly
Cellular component (GO): MKS complex
Source: RefSeq, a predicted model, not a curated record
UAAAAAUGUUACAAGAGAAUGGAAAAAAGGUUUUGGUCUCCAUUGGUCACUAAAACCUCCCAAUAAUACUGCAUACUAAAACAAACUUCCUGAGAUCCAUUCAGACUUUUUUUUUUGCUCUGGCUGGAGUGGAAAAACUCUCGUGUCCUGCUUAGAGCUCUGACCUCAACCCCAACUGGAACACCAACUGCACUCCAGAUCUCUUCACCUGACAUUAGUUUCUCAUCUGACUAAUGCUCUUGUGGCUGGAUGAUCCUUCCCAGAAGAGUGGAGCUUAUAAAAGCAGCAAAGGGAGACUAAAUCGGGAAUGUGAUGUUCAACAAAUCACACUUCUAGUUCAAUGUUGGGGAUAAGCAGCUUGGUCCCAGCCCGUUUCCUCACACUUAUUUCCCACCUGGUUAUAGUCAUCACCAUAUUUUGGUCAAGGGAGAACAACGUGAGAGCUUGUCUGCCACUGACCUAUACAGUUGAAGAAUAUAAUAUAGAGGAUAUAAGGCUGGUGGUGGCUUUAUCUGUGACCCUGGGUCUAUUUGCUAUAGAACUUGCAGGGUUUUUCUCAGGAGCCUCCAUGUUUGACAACACUCAAGGCCUUUUAUCUACAGCGUGUCAUGUAAGCGGCUCUGUGGCGCUGCUUUUCUUUCUCUUUGAGCAGUGGCCUUGCAGCAUCUACUGGUGGGUCUUUGGCUUCUGCAGUGUAAUCCCAGCCUUGUAUGAGAUGAUUCUGCUUAUUGCUGUUUUUGGUCUGAAGAAGAAACCACUGUGAUGUCAUCCCUGCUAACUUCUGUUGUCUAUAAAAAUAAAGGAUAUAAGUAUUAUUAUUAUUAUUAUUAUUAUUAUUAUUAUUAUUAUUAUUAUUAUUAUUAUUAUGAUGAUGUUCAGAGUUAGGUCUGAUUGGAUGUGUAAAACGACUGGUGAGAAAUUUAUACCUUGUGUUUUAUGUGUUGCAUCAAUAAUUUGUACUGUUUAUUAUAGAUUUUGUAAUAAGCGUUUAAUAAACGUUUCAGGGUGUUUUCAUA